GUGGGCAUUUAAUAGAAGUCUGUGUGCUGGGCCACAAAAGGGCUUUGAGGUGCAGGCCAAAUUUUAGUGGGCUUAAAUAUAUAAUUAUAGCCUCUUAAGGGGCCGGUUGCUUGCGUUCAGUGGCGUUUUGAGUUCAUAAACUAAUGGCAGGGUUGGUCAACGCUUGCCGGCGAUUAACGAAACCAUGUACACCUUUACGUAGCGACGAAUACAGAGAGGUUCACCUUUUUUAAAGUUACUAAAGUAACCCUCACUCUCUCACUACCCCCUCCAAGUCCGUGGCUUAUAAAGUCCAUUGGGAGCUUGAAAUCAAAAUACAAAGCGCGACGUGCCCAAUCAUUUUUCUUCUGAUCCGAUCUGACUCUCCCAUCCAUCCUCCUCUCCUAAUGGCGUCCCAAGACAAUGUGUCCAGAUCUCCUCCUGCUAAUGCCCACCCCAUGAAGAUCGCAUUGGUCACCGGCAUCACCGGCCAGGAUGGUUCAUACCUCACGGAGUUCCUACUCCAGAAAGGCUACCAAGUUCACGGCCUUAUCCGACGUUCCUCCAAUUUCAACACUCAGCGACUCAACCAUAUCUACGUCGACCCCCACAAUGCCAACAAAGCUCGCAUGAAGCUCCACUACGCUGAUCUCUCUGAUGCCUCCUCUCUCCGCCGUUGGCUCGAUGUCAUCAAGCCUGACGAGGUCUACAACCUUGCUGCUCAGUCCCACGUUGCUGUCUCCUUCGAGAUCCCUGACUACACUGCUGAUGUCGUCGCUACUGGAGCUCUCCGCCUCCUCGAGGCUGUCAGAUCUCACAACAUCGACAACGGCCGCUCCAUCAAGUACUACCAGGCCGGCUCCUCCGAGAUGUUCGGCUCCACUCCUCCUCCUCAGUCCGAGACCACGCCGUUUCAUCCCAGAUCUCCCUAUGCAGCGUCCAAAUGCGCCGCUCACUGGUACACCGUCAACUACCGAGAGGCCUAUGGUCUGUACGCCUGCAACGGGAUCCUCUUCAACCACGAAUCACCACGCCGGGGUGAGAACUUCGUUACUCGGAAAAUCACUCGGGCUUUGGGAAGGAUCAAGGUCGGAUUGCAGACGAAGCUCUUCCUCGGAAAUAUACAGGCUUCAAGAGACUGGGGCUUCGCAGGAGACUACGUCGAGGCAAUGUGGCUGAUGCUGCAGCAGGAGAAACCAGAUGACUACGUCGUGGCAACUGAGGAAUCACACACUGUCGAGGAGUUUCUGGAGGUGUCUUUCAAGUACGUUGGGCUCAACUGGAAAGACCACGUCGAGAUCGACAAGAGGUACUUCAGGCCAACAGAGGUGGACAACCUCAAAGGAGACGCAAGCAAGGCAAAGGAGAUGUUGGGGUGGAAGCCCAAAGUAGGAUUCGAGAAGCUGGUCAAGAUGAUGGUGGACGAAGACCUUGAGCUGGCUAAGAGGGAGAAAGUGCUUGUCGACGCUGGCUACAUGGACGCUAAGCAGCAACCUUGAUCUCGAACUACCCAAAGAUGAGCCAUCAGUAUCUUGCUUUUCUUCAAUUGAAAUCUAGUUUUGUUUCAUUUGUUGUUGUUGUCUUUUAUUGUUUCAAGUAGUUCAACUUGCGUAUAGUCAGUCCAUUGUGGAUGUUGUACCAAAGGCAAACAGAACAUAUAUAUUACAUAUGAAUUUUCCCUUA
Molecule: messenger RNA, 1662 nt
Organism: Capsella rubella
Lineage: Eukaryota; Viridiplantae; Streptophyta; Magnoliopsida; Brassicales; Brassicaceae
Product: GDP-mannose 4,6 dehydratase 1
Exons: 1
Coding region: 387-1478 (363 amino acids)
Biological process (GO): GDP-mannose metabolic process
Molecular function (GO): GDP-mannose 4,6-dehydratase activity
Source: RefSeq, a predicted model, not a curated record